AUGGCACUCACUCCCGCAACAGAGCGUUCCAGCCCCAGCGAAGGACUGUUCCCUCCUCCAAGGCCGUCGAUGAAGAAAUCAAUAGAGGGAUUGCAGAGGUGCAAGUCGGACGUGACCACGAGCAUCGGCGAGAAGCUGAACGAGCUGCAACUGAGUCCCAUCAAUGAGGUGGAGCAGGCGGAGUGCGAGUGCUGCGGAAUGAGGGAGGAGUACACGGUGGGGUACGUGGGGGAGGUGAGGGGCUGCCAUCAGGGGAAGUGGAUCUGUGGGAUAUGCUCUGCGGAUGUGAAGGAGCAGCUGGAGAAGGUGGAGAAGAAGGGGGACAUGGACGAGGCGUUGAGGUGUCACAUGGCGGAGUGCAGGAAGUUCAACGGGACGAUGAGGGUGAACCCCAAGCUCUGCCUGGCGGGGGCCAUGAGGGACAUCGUGAGGAGGUGCAGAGAUGGGGGUGGUGGCCGGGAGGAGGACCGGCGAAGUGGAGGCAGGAUUGGCCGGACCAGCAGCUGCGUUUCGAGAAUUAACCUGGAGAGGGAUCGACUCCACGUAUAG
Nymphaea colorata (pocket water lily) is the source of this 549-nucleotide messenger RNA. RefSeq lists its product as uncharacterized. The transcript is spliced from 2 exons. NCBI's taxonomy places the organism in Eukaryota, Viridiplantae, Streptophyta, Magnoliopsida, Nymphaeales, Nymphaeaceae. The record is from RefSeq and is a predicted model, not a curated record. Bases 1 to 549 code for a protein of 182 amino acids.